AUUUGCAUAAAUGAUUCAAAACGGAGCUACGUUCCUCGUUGAAUAAUGACGGAAUAUAAUGCUAUCUAAGUCGACAGUAUUUAUGUGCGUGGUUGUGAUACAACUUCUCGUGCUUGGUCUUUACCAGAUGAAUGUUGUCGACAGAAUUUCAGAUUCGCUGAGAGAACAAACUGGUCGCGUACAGAACAACGCUGGAUUCAAACGAAUGUUGUCAAUGGUCAGUUCACUCGACAUAACAAAUGAGUACGGGAAUACGGAGAAACAAGCUUCCAAAAGGUUGCUUUCCAAAGUAAAAACAGCUUUUUAUUCAGUGUAUCACAUCAUAGCAAGGUCUCAAGAUACAAUUAUCGACAAACUUCGAGGGAUUAAGAAAAGUUUGAACGCUACAACUAUACCGUUGCCGCUUGGAGCAUAUAAAGAUGACUCGAUACGAGACCGAGCAUUUGGGCCGAUAUUUGUCGAGAGAGUCUUUCUUCUUAUUUUAAUAACUUCUCACCCAAAAGCAUCAUCGAGAAGGGAUCUUAUUCGUAAAACUUGGGCCGGCACUUCCAAAUCGAAGUACCUAACGGGCCUUCCCGCGAAAUCCACCAAUGUGAGCCCUACUUACCCACAGUCCACCAUAUACUGCGUAUUUACCGUGGGGUUCGCAAACGAUGCUGGGAUUGAUCGAUAUGUUGAACGAGAGUCGAACAGAUUUGGCGAUAUUCUACGCAUAAAUAAAAGGGAAUCCUAUCGGAAUUUGGUUGAGAAAAUCCAGGGCUCGUUCGAGUGGGCAUUGAGUGUGAAACCGCAGUACAUACUAAAGGCUGAUGAUGACGUGUAUGUUAAUAUGCCCAAGUUGAUAUCCUGGUUACACAGUCCCAGAAUUCCUCCCAAGAUCUAUGCUGGGUUCGUACACUACAGGGCCUUUAUUCAGAGAGACCCAUCACAUAGGUGGUUCGUCAGUCGCUCCCUAUUCCCAGAGGGGCGCUUUCCACCAUACUGCGGGGGGCCCUUUUAUCUUUUCUCUGGCAAUAUUUUGCAAAAGAUCCAUAAAGCUUCCCUGAAGCAGAAAAGGUUUGCGGUAGAGGAUGCGUACUUUGGGGUUCUUGCUCGUAGAAUUGGGAUUAGGCCGUUUGAUGUGGGCCGGACAUUGUGGUUCUGGGAUAAAGAACUAGAUUUGACUUCGACAUCAUGGACUAACACGAGAUUAAGGAACACUGCUGUUAUUGGUGAUGGCAUAACUGAUUCUGGUAUCCAAUACUUACACGAAAGAUACAAGAAGAUUAAACAGCGUAGAUGACAAGUUACCUGACCCUGGUUGUGUUAUGACUUGUUUAUUGCACACUGUGCACUUGUACAAUGCAAAUUUGUUAAUCUAUUUUUGUAAAACAGACUACGCUAUCUUUAUGUACAAAAUAUCAUUUUUGGGAUUGAGGUAAAGACAAUCUGGGGCGUAACUAGAAAAGCUUAUUUUUGAGGGUAGGGGGGUGGUAACCUGUCUGUCUAGGGGGGUGGGGGAGGGGGGGUACUUGUCUGGAAGUGUGGGGAGAGGUAACCUCUGCCAUUCCUUGUAUUUGGGAACAGUCUGCUGUUUACCAACCAAUUGAAGCACUAACUAGACGUAAUUUGGGGACAAUUAAAAUAGGGAUGCCCCAACUAAGGGGAAGGGAAGGGGGGGGGGGGGAGGAGCGGAGGAUGCCGGUAGAGAAAAGUUAAUUUUACUUUUAAGAUAAUUAGAAUUAUCUUAUCAUUAGCAAGGUAUUCUCUGGGUGUUCUGUCUUUGCCGUAGUUUGCGUGAGUCUAGCACCGCAACCAUCACCUGCCCGACAGACAUCACAUACUAAUUAAUCUAUCUUAGCCAAAAAUCUCCUAUAAGUAGGUUUAAGCCCUGUGGCAGGUAUUUUUCCAAAGAUUGGCUCUCAGUCAUGCACGGUGCGUCGUCCACGGCGGGUAUCGUUCUUAGUGUAGUACAAGGAUUAGUUUAGACUCAUUCUUACAAAAAUGCACGCAUUGUACUCCAGUCUCGACAUGGCCCUUGAAGAGCCCUGCCUUGUGACAUACAAUUUUUCUUAGAAGUGAGAAAUUCUAGGAAUCCUGCCAAGUUCGGUGCUUGUCUGUAUAUGACGAUACGUCGUACGCGCCAUUUGCAGCCCAUUUUUGUCAGUCAAUAAUCACGUCAGUGAAUUUUUGUUGCGCAAGAAAAAUAGAUCGAUGGAAAUAAAGUAAACUUUACUGUUGUAAUAUCUAAAAAACUUUUUUGCAUUUAAUGUUCACGCAUGACCCAUUGUAAGGGCGUAUAUAGUACUUUUUGUAAAGGGAGUCGCUAUAACCGAGGGUAUAAGCGGCUCAACUCAAAGUGAGUUAAACGUUACAUAAUACUUAGUUGCAACAUUUUCAAAUCAAUCUUGAGUUAGAACAAUGUUUCGUGUACUUUUAACAUUUCAGGAUCUCCGCGUGUAAAUGUCAAUUUCAUAGCUCGUUCGUUAAUUUAGGUAUUCGGUAAAACUUCAUUUAAUUUCUUUAUGCCUCUUCGUUACUUUUUGCUUCGUCGUUAUUUGCUAUUUCUUGUAUCAUCAAUCUUCACUAUAUCCUCAAAAAAGUCUGUGGUUCCUACGUU
This is a messenger RNA of Nematostella vectensis (starlet sea anemone), 2599 nucleotides long. RefSeq names its product hydroxyproline O-galactosyltransferase GALT3. Gene Ontology annotation, cellular component: membrane. The record is from RefSeq and is a predicted model, not a curated record. Gene Ontology annotation, molecular function: hexosyltransferase activity. NCBI's taxonomy places the organism in Eukaryota, Metazoa, Cnidaria, Anthozoa, Actiniaria, Edwardsiidae. The transcript has a single exon. The coding region runs from base 59 to 1282 and encodes 407 amino acids.